CCCUUCACCGUGCGUGAACGCUGCCCAAACCUGCACGUCCAAAGGUUUUUAAACAAUCGGUUACACUUUAAUGUUGAGACUGCACGAGGUUAUAGCCCGCGUUCGCGUGUGCGCUAAGUGAAGGCAGGCUGAAGAAGUUUCCCGCGUGGAAUUGCACGGGUGGCAGAGUUCUGCUCGGUAUGCAUCGACAAUGUCCGGAGAAAUGCCUCCAAGCAUUUACCGCGCGGAGGUGACGGAUGAUUACGCCCAGCCAAAGAAAAUGCCAUAUGUUGACAAGGGCUGUGAGCCCCGAAACCCGUUCGUUCGUGAAGACUCAGAGGAACGCUUUAUGGCCGGCUUUGACAAUCGACAAGCAGAGGGACUCAUUCACAAACAAGCGAGUGCUUCCCACCUGCCACUGGACCUGUCGUUUGGUGCGCUGCGCCGGUGCGACAUCGCGUCGCAGCAGCUGCAGCAGCAGCAGCCUCGCCGGUCCUCCAGCUGCAACUCUUUCGGGAGCUCAGACGUGAGGUCUCAAAGAGGUUCUCCUUCUUCGUCCUCCUACGACGCCGAUUCUCCCGGCGACGCCGCAGGGACGCCGGCACGGUGCCCGCCCGAUGACUUCACGGCGACGGCAUUGCCGCACAGGCCCUGGGAAGACAGCUCGGCCUACAUGUGCAAAAAGCAAAAAGGCUACGUGCCGAGCUACCUGGACAAGGACGAGCCGUGCGUGGUGUGCGGGGACCGUGCCACGGGAUACCACUACCGCUGCAUCACCUGCGAGGGCUGCAAGGGAUUCUUCAGACGGACCGUCCAGAAGAGUCUGCACGCCACCUACGUCUGCAAGUUCGCCGGAGGCUGCAUCGUCGACCGCGUGACGCGCAACCAGUGCCAGGACUGCCGAUUCCGCAAGUGCCUGGCCGUGGGGAUGGUCAGUGACCUUGUGUUGGACGAGGACAAGCGGCAGGCCAAGCGACGGCUGAUCGAGGAGAACCGUGAGCGUCGGCGCCGCGAGGAGUCGCAGAGGCAGACGCAGCAGCAGCAGCUGCCGGCGGAGCCCAGCGCCGCUGAGUGGGAGCUCAUCCGCAUGGUGACGGAUGCUCACCGAGCCACCAGCACGCAGGGCAAUGGCUGGAAGGAGCACCUCGGGUUCUUGUCCGCGCCGGGACCCGGUGAGGCAGGGGAGGUGAAAUCGGCGGUGGCGGCGGUGGCGGUGCAGGAGGAGGCCGACGACCGUGCGCCCGUGGACCUGCAAGCUUUCUCUCAGUUCACGCGGAUCAUCACGCCCGCCAUCACCCGCGUCGUCGACUUCGCCAAGAAGCUUCCCGUCUUCACCGAGCUGCCGUGCGAGGACCAGAUCAUUCUGCUCAAGGGCUGCUGCAUGGAGAUCAUGUCGCUGCGCGCCGCCGUGCGCUACGACGCCGAGAGCGACACGCUCACGCUCAACGGCGAGAUGGCCGUGCGGCGUGAGCAGCUCAAGCUCGGCGGACUGGGCGCCGUCUCCGAUGCCAUCUUCCAGCUGGGGCGUUCGCUCGCCAGCUUCGCGCUGGACGACGCCGAGGUGGCGCUGCUCCAGGCCGUGCUGCUGCUUUCGUCCGACCGGCCGGGCUUGCGGAGUGCGGCGCGAAUCGAACGGAUCCAGGAGUCGUUCCUGCUGGCGCUGGAGCACUACGUGGCGUCGCGCCUGCACACGCAGCGCUUCUUCUGGCCCAAGCUGCUCAUGAAGAUCACGGAUUUGCGCACCAUCGGCGCCUGCCACUCCAGCCGCUUCCUGCAGAUGCAGGUGGCCUGCCCCACGGAACUAUUCCCUCCGCUCUUCCUCGAGGUCUUCCAGGAUUGACGCUGAACUCCCGGCCUCCAGCCAACAAAGCGGCUCUGCCAGAGGUCGAUCGCAGCACCUCCGAGGUGUCAGCCUGAGUCUUGUGGAGGCACGGAAGACUCCGGGGAAGAAGAACUGUUUACAAUGAACUGGACAGCCUCUCCCGACCGCUCAACUCGAGGAGUCCGGGUCAGGUGAGGAGCGCCGAGGACUCGCUUUGUGCCGGCUGAGCUUUCACGGCCUUGGCCUAAACGUCUCACCUCUGGUUGUGGGAGAAAAAACCCAGGACAUGCACGUCAACAAACACAACUUUUGAACGAAAGCAGUGCAGCGUAGUUUAGUGCCUGUCACCUGAAUUCCUCAUGCUGUAUUAAAUAAAUAGCAGUCGCUCCAGAUCUAAUGCAGCAAUUGUUACGUGACAGGAAUACAAUCUGAGAUAAUGGCUUCUGGGGACUGCCUGCAUAACCUUUUUUUUUAACCAAAAUUGUUUUAUUCAUUCUAAUUUAUUGAGUAACAACGACUAAUUAGCAAAACAAUCACUUCCUUUCCACGUUUAAAGUUGUAAUUAGGAACCUUACAAACAUGUGGAGAUGAAAAAUUGUAAUACAUUUUCUCGGGAACAUUAUCCAAAUAACAAGGUGAGACAAUUAAGCCUCAACACAAUGUCAACAAUUUUCCAAGCAUUGUACAAUUUAUAUAUAUAUCUUUUUUGCAACUUGUAUAAUUGUGCAAAGAAAUUACUUUCGAUUAAUUCACUGCUCACUCACGUCUCUUCGAUGCGCAUCGGGAUUUUUUUUGUACGCGAAGAAAGACGGCACUGCACGUGCUUUUAUGAACUGAUGUUCCAAGAUGUUCCAAGCAGGCGGCUGCCAUGGUGCUUUACAAGCGAGGACCAGGGAUUCAUCAGGCAGCAGUGAUGAUGCACACGGGAUGAGAUCCAGUGUUGUUGUCCUCAGCUGUCAAAUAAAUACGCACUUUUAAAAAAAAAUUGUUGUUCUUGGGCUAUGGAAGAAAGCGCAUGA
Lethenteron reissneri (Far Eastern brook lamprey) is the source of this 2820-nucleotide messenger RNA. RefSeq names its product thyroid hormone receptor beta-A-like. Gene Ontology annotation, cellular component: RNA polymerase II transcription regulator complex. Lineage: Eukaryota; Metazoa; Chordata; Hyperoartia; Petromyzontiformes; Petromyzontidae. Gene Ontology annotation, molecular function: zinc ion binding; RNA polymerase II cis-regulatory region sequence-specific DNA binding; nuclear receptor activity. Gene Ontology annotation, biological process: thyroid hormone receptor signaling pathway; negative regulation of transcription by RNA polymerase II; positive regulation of transcription by RNA polymerase II. The record is from RefSeq and is a predicted model, not a curated record.